Messenger RNA from Microtus ochrogaster (prairie vole), 2217 nucleotides. RefSeq names its product family with sequence similarity 19 member A3, C-C motif chemokine like (gene Tafa3). The transcript is spliced from 8 exons. Gene Ontology annotation, biological process: negative regulation of microglial cell activation; positive regulation of microglial cell activation. The record is from RefSeq and is a predicted model, not a curated record. Bases 330 to 731 code for a protein of 133 amino acids. Gene Ontology annotation, molecular function: receptor ligand activity. Lineage: Eukaryota; Metazoa; Chordata; Mammalia; Rodentia; Cricetidae.
GAGACGACUCCCAAGACAAGCGGCUGCGCGCUCCCCAGCCUGAAGGCCACGGAGCUCGGGACCAGACAACACCCGACCUGGCAACUCCGGGGAAGAGCCCGCCUUUGUGAGUCUCGAUCACAAGCUCAGAGGCAUCAAGGACCUCAGGCCAGAAGGUUGAACCAGGACCACUGCUCUGGAGCAGGUGGAAUGAGUCUGAGACCAACAGAUGCACAGACAGAAGCCUAAAGACUCCAUGAACGGCCCUGCCUUCCUGUCCCCUGGUCCUUCUGAAUCACUCGUUGGAGACAGUGGCAUCGUUCCUGGCUGCAAGUUGCCUGGGGACAAGGAUGAGUGAGCGGACCACGAGCAACUGGAGCCCAGGCAGCUGGGUGCUAGCGCUGUGCCUGGCCUGGCUGUGGACACGGCUGGCCUCUGCUUCCUUGCAGCCUCCCACAGCCACAGUCCUGGUAAAGCAGGGCACCUGUGAGGUGAUCUCCGCGCAUCGCUGCUGCAACCGCAACCGCAUCGAGGAGCGCUCCCAGACGGUCAAGUGUGCCUGCCUCUCUGGCCAGGUGGCAGGCACUACAAGGGCAAAGCCCUCCUGCGUGGACGCUGCCAUCGUCUUGCAGAAGUGGUGGUGUCAGAUGGAACCCUGCCUGCUGGGGGAGGAGUGCAAGGUGCUCCCGGACCUGUCAGGGUGGAGCUGCAGCAGUGGACACAAGGUCAAAACCACCAAGGUCACACGAUAACCCUCGGGGUCAUGGCUUAGACAGGACAGUCUGGAUUGUCUUGAUUGUCUAGAUUGAAGAAUGGCUUCUGGUCACACCAGCCGGCAGAUGUGAGGACUCAUUUACCCAGACUUUUAGUCCCAUGUGACAUCAGACUGGCAAGUUAGUCAAGCUGCUUAGCAGAAACGCUGUAUCUUCUGUCACAUACUUGAGAAAUAUGCUCUCUUAUGAACAAAGGUAGACACCCGUAAUCCUGUUCUUAAGGAAUAUCUUGUCAAGUUAGGGAGUGGAUGACAGACAUCAAACAGUUAAAGUGUGUGGUACCCAUGGCCUUUGAGCUACCUACCAUGGGUAUGGUGGGGAUGGGUGGAGGGGAGUCUCAUUGAUCUUUGACUGUCUCCUGAUCACAAGACACAAAGUCAUGAAGUCCUGCAUCCCCGACAAGAUGCUAAGAUGUUAAAGGAGACACUGUCCUCUGAUGCCAAGCCAGGGGAAUCUCUUUUGACAGUGCUGGAAAGUAGAGAUGAGGUCCAACAACUCCUUAGCCCAGCUCUGUAGAGGCAGGGUGUGUAGCUCACACCCUUUGUUGUCUGAGGGAUGGACAGGUCCUUGGGACCGUCCCCACCUGAACUUCAUGUGGUUUUUGGUUUUGUUUUUGCUUGUUUUAGUGGAUGAGGAAACUGAGUCACAGGGGGAUGUGAUGGUUUGUCCAAGAUCUCACAGUUUGAGCUUCCAAAACUCAAAUGCUGAGAUUCCAGGCUGUCUUCAUAGUAAUUUACUGUAGAGAGCGGAACCCUGCAAACACUGUCUAGAUAGCAGCAGCAUGUUUCUGGGAGAUGGGACUUUGAUCUCCCAUCCACAAAAAUCCAGAAUCCCUACACACUGCAGAGUGGGGCUACAUCUCAGUCCCCCAGAUCCAAAAAAGUUCCCAUGAUAGCCCAGAGGUCACUCGGCCCAGUUGCAGCUGGAGCACUGUGAACUGGCAUCCCGUUGCCCUCCGGCAUUUCUCUUCUGAGAGCCUCAGCCAUCUCCCUAGAUAGGUACCUGGAAAGGAGCGAGUUAGGCAGAAUACAGCUCAAAGUUGAAGGUCUUCAGGUUGGCCUGAUAGAUGGCUUGGGAGUAGCAUCCUGGCUUACACUCCUCAUCAAGGCCCUUAGGGAGUAGGGUGUGUUAGAGACCAGCCUGGACGAUGCCCCAUCCCUGAAAAGGCAAAUCAGGGAUAGUUUAGGAUGGAGUCUUAGCUUCCCCUAUCUCCUUAAGCAUUUGACUAAGACUCUGAUAUCACCCCAUCUUGGGGCUUAUUUUUGUUUUUGCUAAAUGAGAUGAGCAGUAAUGUUAAGGCAGGCCUCUAACAGUCUCUGCAUACAGCAGGGCCACAGGCUAGGGCGCCCAUGGAGAGACCAAAGGCGGUCACAGUCUCCUUCCACACUGAAGAGUGGAGGUCGGAGGAUAGGUGGAGGGGUUGGCAAAUAUUUUCUGGAAAGAGCCAGAAAAUGAAUCUGCUAUA